Fomitopsis serialis is the source of this 1260-nucleotide messenger RNA. RefSeq lists its product as uncharacterized. The transcript has 5 exons. Lineage: Eukaryota; Fungi; Basidiomycota; Agaricomycetes; Polyporales; Fomitopsidaceae. The record is from RefSeq and is a predicted model, not a curated record. Bases 1 to 1260 code for a protein of 419 amino acids.
AUGGCGCUAUUCGUACGAACCACUCGGGCUAUCAUACAAUCCUUCGCUGGCGAUCCCGGCAACUUUCUCGGCAGGACUCUGGAGUGGCCGUGGUACGGGUUUUGGACACAGGCGUUCUACGGCGAAGUGGAUCCUCGCACGGUCAAUGUUGGCCCGCAGUCUGAGGUUGUCAAGCGACAGCGGACCAACGACGGCCGGGUUGUGCUGAGGAAAAGAGUCCCAGAUUUUGUCCUCCAUUAUGCCACUGGCGUCCCUCUGGAUCACGACAUAGGCUCGUUGCUCGAGGUGACCAAUCACGAGCAGUUGCAGCAAUUCUACCAGGGCAGGUGCAUCGUGACCAAGUCGCUCGUCUUAGCGAUCUGCGAGGUCAAACCCUAUCCGGAUCCGAACGUUAUACCAGCGGGGGACCAAUUUCGAGACAAGCUAGCCAAAGCGUUGGGGGCCAUCCAGGCUGAGGCGCGGGCGGGUGCCAAAAAUCAGGCUGCGCUAUACCUGGCUUCACGACGGAACAUCUCUUGCGUCGUAGCCAUUUCCACCUUUGGAGCCUACUUUUCAUGGAAAGUCUUCGUGCAGGGCGGUGUCAGCGACGUGUCGAGCAACCUUGAUGCGACAUACAGAGAUUCGGGCGGGGCCAGCGAAGAAAGCUCCGCCGACCAAGCUGCCAGUGUCAAAUAUGGACAGUACCCGCUGCCAAGGAAGGAGACAGCGAAGGAAGGACCGAAUACUUCAGAGGACGAAGGGGAUGAGGACGAUGCACCUCUCACAAUGCAGAAAGUGACAGGGAAAGGCAAGGCAGUGGCGAAGCCGGAAGAGAAGACUGAAGGGGAUGUCAAGAACCGACGCGUGGACGAGCACAAGGACAAGGGGAAAGGGAAAGGGAAUGAGGUACAGAGUCGGCCAGCACCAGAAAUGCCGCUACUUGAGCUGCCACCGCUCCUUGAUUUUUCGGAAGAUACGCUCGAAGAGGUUAUUGCGAGCAGUGCGCCAGCUGCCGAGGAGUUGAAAUCCACGACGAGCAGUCCAGGUCCGGAGACCGCCUCGACAUCUGCCAACACCUCUGGCGCCGCCCGAGGAGAUCUCGAACAGCCGAACGCCGACUCUGACCAUGGAGACGAAGAAGACACAGAAGACAUUCCUCCGGCUGAACUGGAAUGGUCUCAGUGGUAUCACUGGGACACUGCCAACGGCAUCAGGGAACGAACGAAGAUGCUUAAGGCCAUUCAACGACAGCACCCUGACCUCCAAAUCCGCCGCCAGUAA